Engraulis encrasicolus (European anchovy) is the source of this 7763-nucleotide messenger RNA. RefSeq names its product FERM domain-containing protein 5. Bases 23 to 1765 code for a protein of 580 amino acids. NCBI's taxonomy places the organism in Eukaryota, Metazoa, Chordata, Actinopteri, Clupeiformes, Engraulidae. The record is from RefSeq and is a predicted model, not a curated record. Gene Ontology annotation, cellular component: cytoskeleton. The transcript has 14 exons.
GACCAGCUAAUCGUGUGAGAAGAUGUUGAGUCGAUUCAUGAGUGGCAGCAUUAGGAAUCUGGACAGAGAAUACAACUGCACCGUCAGACUUCUGGAUGAUACGGAGUAUACCUGCACGAUUCAGAGGGAUGCAAAGGGCCAGUACCUGUUUGACCUGAUCUGUCACCAUCUCAACCUGCUGGAGAAGGACUACUUUGGCAUCAGAUAUGUGGACCCAGACAAACAACGGCACUGGCUGGAGUUUACAAAGUCCAUCUCGAAGCAGAUGAAAUCUCAACCUCCCUUCACAAUGUGUCUGAGAGUCAAGUUCUACCCACCAGAUCCAGCAGCGCUCAAGGAGGAAAUCACCAGGUAUCUCGUCUUCCUGCAGAUCAAGAGGGAUCUGUACCAUGGCCGCCUCCUGUGUAAGACCUCAGACGCUGCCGUACUCGCCGCAUUCAUCUUGCAAGCUGAGAUCGGUGACUACGACCCCGGGAAGCAUCCGGAAGGCUACAGCUCCAAGUUCCAGUUCUUCCCCAAACACUCGGAGAAACUGGAGCGGCGGAUUGCAGACAUCCACAAGACUGAGCUCAUGGGGCAGACUCCUGAGACGGCUGAGCUCAACUUUCUGCGGAAAGCCCAGAUACUGGAGACCUACGGUGUGGACCCCCAUCCAUGCAAGGACGUGUCUGGAAACCCCGCCUUCCUGGCCUUCACCCCGUUUGGCUUUGUGGUGCUUCAGGGUAACAAGCGGGUCCAUUUCCUCAAGUGGAACGAGGUGACCAAGUUGAAGUUUGAGGGGAAGACGUUCCAUAUCUAUGCGAGCCAGAAGGAGGAGAAAAAGAUCAUCCUCACCUACUUCGCUCCGACGCCAGAGGCCUGCAAGCACCUGUGGAAAUGCGGAGUGGAAAACCAGGCCUUCUACAAGCUGGAGAAAUCAAGCCAGGUGCGCACGGUGUCCAGCAGCAACCUGUUCUUCAAGGGGAGUCGUUUCCGAUACAGUGGGAGGGUGGCCAAAGAGGUGAUGGAGCAGAGCGCCAAAAUCAAGAGGGACCCUCCAGAAAUACACAGAGCUGGCCUGGUCCCCAGUAGAAGCUGUCCGUCCAUCACACACGGCCCGCGACUCAGCAGCGUACCAAGAACCAGGAGGAGAGCAGUGCACAUAUCCAUCAUGGAGGGUCUGGAGUCCCUGCGAGACAGCGCACACUCCACGCCAGUCCGGUCCGUCUCCCACGGCGACUCGUUCCUGCCGCGCUCGCGCAGCCAGGCGUCCGGGGAGGCGUGCGGGGGCGGUGGGAUGAGCGGCAGUGAGGCGGUGAUCUCGGACGAGAACUACUGCCCAUCGGACAGCGUCCUUCCCACGCCGGUGGCGGAACACAGCCUGGACCUGGCCGCCGCACGCCAGAUCAACGGCGCCCCCUGCAGCAUCGAGGAGGAGAAGGAGUCGGAGGCCGGCACGCCGAUGUCCGGGGAUUCCGGUGACCUCGGGGCGGACAGUGCCUCGUUUUCGGGGGGCGUCUCGCUGGCGUCGCUGGCGGAGGCGGAGCAGGUGAAUAAGUUUGUGCUGAGCGUGCUGCGUCUGCUGCUGGUCACCAUCGGCCUGCUCUUCGUCCUCCUCCUGCUCCUCAUCAUCCUCACCGAGUCGGACCUGGACAUCGCCUUUUUGCGUGACAUCCGCCAGACGCCCGAGUUCGAGCAGUUCCACUACGAGUACUUUUGCCCGCUGCGGAGGUGGUUCGCCUGCAAGCUGCGCUGGGCAGGCGGCCUGCUCAUCAACAACAAGUGAGCAGCGUGCCGUUAGGGAAACGAGAAGAGACGCUGCUGCCUGACCUGUUUAAAGCAUAGGGCCCCCUGGUGGACGGGAGUGGAGAUGAACACUAACAUGCAGCGAGGGGAAGACAAGAACACACAGCCCAAAGAGUGAGAGUAAGAGAGAGAGUAAGAGAGAGAGAGAGAGAGAUGGAGGGAGAGGCGCUCCCAUCCUGAGCCGUCCUGUCCCGUCCCUGUCCCACCCUACACCUGUCUGCCUUGCUCCAUCGCUCCAUCCGUCCUUUGGUCACAUCUGUCCCAAAUCACCACCCUUGGCUUUCUGUCACAAUCCAUCCUGCAGAGUUGUACCCGUCCCCUCUUUCUCUCUCUCUCUCUCUUUCUCUCUCUCUCUCUCUCAUCUCGCCCCACUUGACGCUGCAUUGGGAGUUCACCAUCCUCUUUUUCAUUUUUUGAAAAGUCUCCCCCCGACCCUACCAUGACUACUACUAUGCCCACCCUGAUUUUUUUUUUUUUACACUCCUCCAGUUUUACGUUGACCCUGUCUUUUUCCAUUGGAAUUUGCUUUUAUAAAGACAGAGGAUUUUUUUUUUUUCUUUAACAUUUUCCCCCGUCCGUUGGGAUUUCAGGUCAUUGCAGGUAUUUUAUUUUUACAAAAAAACAUGAAAAAAAUGAAGAAACCUUAAAACUGACUAAAACGAAGAACUACAGUGCGCACUGUUCCUUCAUAGGGAUGGAAUAUUUAUGUUGCAACAUGAGACCGUUGCCUUCAUUUGCUAUUUAUUGUUUUGAACAUGAUAUUAUUGAGAAUUGACAUAUUUAACGAAUGUGAUGUGGUGUGAAACAGGUGUUAUGUUGGUGCUUGAUGACAUAAUGAAAGCUGGGAAAGCAGAGAGGGAUUUUGAGGAGAUGUAAAAGAUGGAGGCCAUUUUCACAUCCUUCCCCAUCAGCCAGUCACUAUAAGGUUCUAAUUCCAUGCACAAUACAAAGGAAAUGCAUAAGGAAACAUACAAUACCAAUAAUCACUAAUAACUCCAAAAUUAAUACAAAUGUACUAAAUUAUUACUCUGGGGUACACAACACACCAUGGUGAGAGCUGGACGACGAACGUUGGCUGAAGGUUAUGGUUUAGGUUAUGGUCAAGGCAGACUUGGAAUGAUUUCAGUGCUUUGAGAACAGAAGGUAUUUUUUAAGUAUUGGUUGGAAAAAAAACGAUUUGAAUUUGAAUGAUCAUAUACUUUUCUAGGAAUAUAUUUAUGUGUAAGCAGUAGCAAGCUGUGUAGUACACAUAUUUGUUUUGUUUUGUUUUGUUUUUGUUAUUUGUUCUUUUUUAAGUAAAGGGUUUUAUAAAGGAUACUGUUAAAUAAACCGAUAACAAUGGUGUUAUGUGACCCAAUAGUGCGUCAAUAACUGUUAGAGAAGUGAUUAUGGUGGAUCUCUUGAGAAUACCUAGCACCUAUAGAUCCAACUUAGCUAGAUGUGCAAUAUUGUAUAGUGGUGUUUUUUUAGAGAAAUGUUUCAAUCAAACCUGAUGGUGUGCAUUUGCAUUAGAUUUGUUUUGUUUUGUUUGGUUUUAUUUCUGUUCUUUUUUGUUUUCCUUUUAUUUUGUGUCACCACUACCAUCCUCAUUUCGAUAAGAAUGUUGAAAUCAAGCGAUGUCUCCUUGUGCAAGGAAUGAAUGACUGGUUUGUUUCGAUUCCAUAUCAGAUAUUGCUCCUGAGUUUGUACUUUGUGAAUAUCAUGCUACUAUUAAUUAUUAGAAUACCAAUAACAAUGCUGUACUUUUUGUACAAAGUAGUUAGUUUCCUAAUAUAUUGACAGUUUUUCCAUGUAUAUUUUAACAGAACUGAAAUGUUAUUUUGUUAUUGAAGAUUAAAUUAUACCUUUUUUUAGCGCUGUGUUUCAGGUGAGUAGUUUGAGGGAAUACUGAUAAGGUUAAAAAAAGAACAGAUUUCCUUUUUCAACCCCCUGGUUCACUUUUCACCAAGAAACACACCAACUAACGCACCAACCUCUGUUACCCGAUCAAGCAGUGGUACAUCUGUCUGUAUGCAAAGCAUGCAAGCUGCAAGCUACAAACACAUGCGCCCACAGAGCAGAUAUAGAGUAUAUAGUAUUUAGAGGCCUUGCUGUCAGUAGAGCACUGCUUUAGCAGGUACCAACAUAACAUCUGGCCAGAAAGAUGGAGCAAGUGUUUUUUUUACGGUGAAAGUGCAAUCCGCUGUUGACGCAGAAGUGCUGUGCCUCGGUCUGGUUCGGUAGGAGCAGCGGUUUAAUUCGUACUCUUGACAGUAUAGUUGAAAGGAAAGUCUGUUUUAAUCAGUCUUCUCCCUCGUAUCUGGAAUAAGUGUGUGUGUGCGCGUGUGCGUGUGUGUGUGUGAGAGAGAGUACUGUAUGUGUGUGUGUGAGAGGGAGGGAAAGAGAGUGGUAGAGUAGGAAAGAAAGUGGUACGUGUAAACCCCAAAGUGAGUUUUAUGUAGGUACGUAUGUGUUUGACUUCAAAGCUUAAUUUUAAAGUGGAACACAGGUGAAAAGUGUCGUUAGGUCUUAUUUUUGAAAUAGAGACGACUGAUAAAUAAGGAGAAAUAAAAGAGGAGGAGAAUAAAGGGCAACUUGGGAACAAGGGACAUGUGAGACACAAGUGUUUACCAACAACGGCUCUGUGCCCACUGUCGAGGUCAUAAAUGUGAGGAAAUGGGUCCCGUUUUGUACACUGUGACUGACACUUAUGUCCUCCAAUCAGCUUUGGACGAUCCUUCGAAGAGUAGGUCUGAGGAAGAUAGCGGAGUUUGAACAGCUGGUUAGUAGUAUCAGUGGGCCUGUGGCUUCAGUAGUCUAGAACAGCGCGGCACAGAGACGGCUAACAUUCACACAAGUCCUUAGCUGCUAACCCACUACCAAACUGCUAAUGCACUGAAGGCAAUGGGGCAAUACAGUCAAUACAGUCAAGAUAUCUGCAGGAGUGCUGAGGCUGUUCUCAUGUUGCCUCAGUGUGUCUUAAAGGGUUCAGACUGGGUGUUCUUCUGUCCUAGACCUUCACUCUGCCCAUGAAACUUCAGUCACCAUUUUGUUACAGGGCUAUCUCAACAAUACCACUAUCAACAACAACAACAACAACAACACUGUUUCAAUCAACCAUUUCUGUUAAGAGCAGAAAAGAGGAAAUGAGGUUUUUAUUGCACAACAUGUACUCCAGACUUGUGAUAUGCUGUAAGGACUGUACAUGCCGCAGGGGACAUGAAACCUCUUUGGAGGUUUGUGAGAGAAACGUGCAUGCUUCUUACUUUUUCUAAAGUAUCAUGCAUGCAUAUCCAACAGCAAGUGCAACAGUAGUAGAAUGGCUUGGGGAUGGUUUGAAUCCAACAGACUGCAAAUUAAGACAACGGUGUCUUAACAUGAUAUUUAUGUAUUAUUUAUAUCUGCCUAUGUUCUUCGAUCCCUUUUCUCUCAAUGGACAAUAAAACUGGAUUGUAUUUAUUGUUUGUUUUCCAGUGGGUUCCAGUGGGUGCCUAAAGGAUUUUUUUUCUUUUUACAAGGGUGACGAUAUCAGUGGUCGACAUUGUAACUCUGUUUGCAGCAUAAUGUAGCUUCAAUGAUCCUUCCAUGCAUGCACAAAAACUGAAGGCAGCACCAUUCAACGAGCAAUAAUAAUAAUUUUGGCUGUAAAAGGGAGACUCCAAUAAGCUGCAUUUGCAAAAAGGGUAUCAAUGAAGACGUGUGUAAACCUAUGAGUUUCCAAAUGAUUUCAUCAAUGCAGCUAAUUUGCUUCAUGUUAUUUUCAUGUGGAAGUUGUGUUUGUUGAGUUGUAUUGUGCACAGUAUUGUGCUCACACAAACAUUGUUCCAAAAACAAACAACAAAAAGAGAAUCAUUUUUUAUAUGAUGAAGAUGAUACUGGUUAAUUGUAAGCGUGGAUGGAAUUGUUUAUUAUUAUUAAUAAUAAUAAUAAUAAUGAUAAUAAUAAUAAUAAUUGCUCUCCCGAGGAAAAUUUGCUACAUUUUGUACACAAGUCAGCUCCCCUGCUUUACCCCCUACUGUGAAGGUUUUGUCAGUGUUUCUGUUGCUCCUGUGUGUGUGAUCAGCAAACUCUGCCUCUUUCUUGGUCCUCUGAGUCCCCCCCAUCCCCAACCAACCUAAACCAAAAGUGGGGCAGGCAGGUACCUGCAACAGCAUCCAAAGCCUCCGCCACCUGCCGUACCUGUUCUCUCUCUCUCUCUCUCUCUCUCUCUCUCUCUCUCUCUCUCUCUCUCUCUCUCUCUCUCUCUCUCUCUCUCUCUCUCUCUCUCUCUCUCUCAGCUGAGCUGCAGGCAUGCUGCAUCAGUCUGCCUGUCUGCCAUGGCUGGCUGUGUGUGUGUAUCUGUCUGGCUGCAGAGCUCUGGCACUCCAUGCUGUGUUGUCUUGGCAUGGCCACCGACAUUGGCACAGGCAUGGGCACGUCAGCACUGAGAAGAGUCAGUGUGCGCCUGCCUUCAGAGCACCACACUGCAUCUCUGGCAUCCCCUGGCAGGUGACGGCAGGUCUGGCUGAUGAGAAGUUUAAAGAGGUCAAGUGCAGCGGGCUGUCUUAAAGCCACACGCUGCGAAACAAAAACACCCCAAGACAAUACGCAGGCAAGGAGACAGUUGGCAGCAGUGCACGCGGCAAAACAAUAAGAAUCUAUCUCGCCCCGCCUUAUCAUCCGGUCUGUUUCCAUGGUAACGGCACUAUUAUUUAUUUAUUUAUUUAUUUCAGUGUGUUCCAUCGGUUUCCUUUUUCUGUGAUGUGUUGUGUGUGUGUGCGUUUUAUUUUGUCCUGCUCUUCCUCUCGGGAACUGGUGGUUUGUGCUAGUUGAAGUGGGAGAUGCCUCUGGCUGUCUGUGUGAGGAGAGGAGACGAGAGGAGAGAGAAGGAGAGGAGAGAGCAUAACAUUCAGAGAUGCACCAUGUGAUAUUAACCAUGUGAUGGCAACUGCUCUGUGCAAGGGUUUUCUGCCUGGGCCUAUGACACUUCACUACACUGUAACCUGAACGACCAAGAGGGGCACAUCCCAAAGUAGAGGAAUGAGUAUAUAGGGUCCUUUUUCAUUUCUGAUUUUUUUUGAUACAUCAAAGCAAACUUGGCUAUAUUUAUAAUGGCUUCUUGCCAUUCUGCCUUGUUAAACCACCAGCUCAAUUCAGAUUUGAACUCUAUAUCAUUCAGUAUAUCAUUGUGUGUGUGUGUGUGUGUGUGUGUGUGUGUGUGUGUGUUGGUCUUUGCAUAUUGCGUGUGCUUGUUGAGAUCAGAAUGAAUUCAAACUUCUGAUCCAAAUAUAUUGACCAAACCACAGAACACCACACACCACACCACAUCACCACCACCAGACCUGCCUGACUUUGAGGUGAAGUUUAUACCCAGAGGAAGACGUUGGACAAGAGAAAAGACACAUAACAAUGACAUCCACGUUUAUCAUGUUUCACUUGCUUCCAGUUGCCCAGCCGGCGUCUGUUGAAACAAAUGAAAAUCAGUAAUUGUAACUCGGUUCUGGACAAUAGUAGGCUAUAUUAUUGUGCUUCUGUCACCUCUCCAAAGCCACAAUCCCCCCGUCCCACCACCACCACCAAACAUCUACCAAAAACACCCAUUAACAACUAUGCGUGUACAGGCUACACACACAUGGCCAGAGCACACUAGCGCAUUGCUGUGGUUGGAGUACAGUACAUGCUCACACAUGCCCAGAUCACAGUGGCACAUUGCUGUGUGUGGCAUAGACGUACGUAUCUUAUGUAUUUCGUAUGUGCUCUCCCGUCUUAUUUUUUUUCAAGCCCGGGGAUCGGAGGCUGCUGUUUAGUUACUUAAUAUAUAAAUAGAUAUACAAAUAUAUACAAAUUUAUGUGCCAAAACCAGUUCCUGUUGAGUCUGAUUCAUUCCGAGUCCAUCUUUGUACUGUAGGAAACCUUCCAUAUGAAACGGUAUGAAAUAUUGUUUCUCUGAUAGUCCCUUGUAACUGGUGCCAUGGAAAUAUUCAAACUUGAAAUAAACAUCGAAAAGUGUUUAAAGAGGA